Messenger RNA from Phaedon cochleariae (mustard beetle), 2232 nucleotides. NCBI's taxonomy places the organism in Eukaryota, Metazoa, Arthropoda, Insecta, Coleoptera, Chrysomelidae. The record is from the annotation of a GenBank genome assembly.
ACGACGUUUGUAGAUUCAUUAUCAUUCAUCUUUUACCCAUUCAUAAUAUUGUACUAUAUUUCAAAAUGUCAGUUUGGUAUCAAGAGAAGAAUUCUUCAAUGUCGAUUCCAGAAUUUUUCAAGGGAAAAUGUAUUUUCAUGACUGGUGGAAGUGGAUUUAUUGGCAAAGUGAUGAUAGAAAAACUACUAAGAACAUGCCCGGAUAUAAAAAAUAUAUAUGUGCUAGUGAGGCCUAAGAGAGGCAAAAAUAUCCAGGAGAGGGUCAAAAACUUAUUCGACGUGCCAUUAUUCGACGAAUUGAAGAAGCAAAAUAUCAAAGCUAUCGAAAAGGUAUUGGGAGUUGCAGGCGAUAUCACACAGUUAGAUCUUGGACUUAACAAGGAAGACACUGAUACUCUCAUAAAUAACGUUUCAAUAAUAUACCACAUCGCCGCUUCAGUGAGAUUCAACGAUUUUCUAAAAUCGGCCAUACUCACCAACACCCGAAGCACCAGAGACGUCAUCACAUUAGCCAAAAAAUUGAAAACCCUCGAUGUGUUCGUCUACUGUUCCACGGCAUACAGCAAUUGCGACCAUGAUGUAAUCGAAGAAAGCAUUUAUCCUUCGAAACAAGAUUGGAGGAAGGCCAUAGGAAUGGCUGAAAAUUGCGAUGAGAUGAGUUUACAAGCGCUCACAGAAAAAAUCAUCUACCCGAUGCCGAAUACGUAUACCUACACCAAAGGUUUAGCUGAGAGAGUUGUGUUCGAUUUAUGCGAGAACCAAAUUCCCGCCAUUGUGUUGAGGCCUUCAAUAGUUUCUCCUGCCAUCAAGGACCCUAUUCCAGGUUGGGUAGAUAAUUUCAACGGUCCGAUGACUUUGAGUUUGUUGGCAGGAAAAGGUAUAUUGAAAGUUGUAUACUCUGAUGAUAAAGUUAUAAGAGAUCAUGUAUUCGUUGACAAUGCCGUCAAUGCUCUAAUAAUAGCUGCCUGGAAAAAAGCAACCCAGUCUGAUAUAUCCUCCAUAGAAGUUUAUAAUGCAGCAUCCGAUAUGAAUUUUUCUCAGGGUUUCAACAGAGCUCUUGUACCAACAAUAAUUAGGAAUAACCCAGCAGAUAGUUAUUUAGGAAGUGCCUUUUAUUAUUCACUACAGAAUAAGACUAUCUUUUACAUACUAACUCUCAUCAUACAUGUACUGCCUGCUCUCGUAAUAGAUGGAGUUACUUCAUUACUAGGGAAAAAACCGAGAUUGUUGAAGAUUUACCGUAGGUUACUGAUAGCCAAUGUUUCUCUCAGUUCAUUUAUGCUCAAGACCUUCAAAAUAAACACGGAAAAUUACGUCGGAUUAGAGGAUAAUCUGCUGGAAUGUGAUAAACCAACAUUCUCUUUUAUACAAAAUCGUUCAAGAACUGACACAGAGGGGACCAAAGCAAUGAUUAUUGUUGUAUGGGGAGGCAUGAAACGGUUUCUAUUGAAUUCUAAGUCCCAGGCUACUGAAGCUGAAAUCAAAAGAUAUGACAGGGUUACGGCCUUCCAGAAUACAAUAUUUCUCAUUCUGAAAAGUCUUCUUCUUUACUUCGUUGGGUCGAAAGUGAUCCUGCCAUGGAUUGCACAACAAUUGACAUAAUCUAGAGUACCUGCACUUUCAUAAUCAUAUUUUUCCACCACUAGCUAUAGAACCUACCAUUAUUUACUUCUUUUGAAGGCGUUAAGUGUGUUUUUACUACCAAGGUAAUGUUCGUCAUUUUAUGAACCACUAGUCAAUAAAGACAUAGCCUCAUCUGUUAUAAUUAACCCGAAUUAACUGUUUUGAUGCGAUAUACACAGGAAUUGCACUCGAAUUUAGUAUAUAUCUAUCAAUAACGACCUGUCAUAUUCUGACAUGGUGGCUAGAUUUUCAUUAGAAUUGAAAAGAAGUGCUUUCAUGGUGACAUAGCUCCACAUUUCAGUUUCACAGAACUAUAAUAAUUGAAAUAUAUUGCUAGUGGUGAAAAAAAAGUAAUAUACACCUUGGUAGUAUUCUCGAAUCUAGUAUGUAUCUAUCAAUAACGACCUGUCAUAUUCUGACAUGGUGGCUAGAUUUUCAUUAGAAUUGAGAACAAGUGCUUUCAUGGUGACAUAGCUCCACAUUUCAGUUUCACAGAACUAUAAUAAUUGAAAUAUAUUGCUAGUGGUGAAAAAAAAGUAAUAUACACCUUGGUAGUAUUCUCGAAUCUAGUAUGUAUCUAUCAAUAUCGACCUGUCAUAUUCUGACAUGG